This is a messenger RNA of Arachis ipaensis, 2420 nucleotides long. RefSeq names its product BTB/POZ domain-containing protein At2g13690. NCBI's taxonomy places the organism in Eukaryota, Viridiplantae, Streptophyta, Magnoliopsida, Fabales, Fabaceae. The record is from RefSeq and is a predicted model, not a curated record.
CAUCUGUCCCUCACUUCGGUCGCUCUUUUCUUUUCCUCCUUAAAUUCCAAACUAACAUUACAACUCAUACAAACAGAAUCACAAAACUCCCAACCCUAAGCCACACCACUAAACCAGAUUAAUUAAAAGGUCACAGCUUGCAGAUGCUAAGCACUAUUUCCUCAAUUUCUUCACCGGAACACAAAAACAACCAAACAACACCCAUAAAAUAAAAAAACACAAUUCCCAAGAAAGUAAGUAAAUAACACCCGUUCCAAGGAAAGAAAAUAACAACUAAAACAUUUAACAGAGCAUGACCAUGAUAUGAUGCUCCUGCUCCUCACUCUGCAGCUCCAAACAUAAAAAACAGAGCACCCACUUUACCCAUUCAGUCACAACUCUUCAAUUUUCGACCUUUGUCUGUUUUUUGAAACCCAUUUCGAUGGACCGUUCGUAUCGCCGGCGCCGGCGAACAUGGUGCUGCUCCUUUGCCGUUCCGCCGUCGAGCCCCGACAACUUCUAUUCUUCAACCCACUACUCGAAACCGCGUCAGGGGAAGUCUGAAACCUUCUCAAAACCGAAUCUUUCGGUCCCAAGCUCGCCCCAGAGCACCAAAUCCGGGUCCAGAAUGGCGGGUCGGAUCGACCCUCGGAGGAUCUUGUCCCCCGGCAGAGUAUCCCCCAUUGACUCCGAUCCCGCUGCCGUCGAUUCCGCCGCUCCCGUCCCCUCUCCGGCCAUCGAUUCCGAGCCCAAGUUGCGAUCUCGGAGCUUCCGGGCACCGACACCGCCUCCGCUGCCUCCUGCGGUGGUGGAAGAGGAGGGUUCUGGCAGCGGAGGAACUAAAGACGGUGUUUUUGACGUGAGAAUGUGUUUGAGAGGGAAGGAUGGUGGGUGCAUGGUUUUGGAGCUGAAUUCGGUGGUUCUGUACGCGAAUUCCGAGGUUUUUGCUGGUUUGAUAAGUGAUUACAAGAAGGGUUCAGGUUCAACUUCAAAUGGUAGUGGCUGUAGUAGCAAAAUGUGCAGGAUUGAGGUUCCUGAGGUCGAUAACUUGGGGUUGUUCAGAGAAACCAUUGAGCUCAUGUUCGAGGAUGAUGUUACCAAAAGGCUCGCUAAGAUUGGUGUUUUUCGAUCCAUCGACGUUUUGGAGGUGGCUGCUGGCAUCAAGUUCACAAGGGGUGUAUUAUCCUGUUUGAAGUACCUUGAGGCUGUUCCUUGGACUGAAGAGGAAGAAGAGAAAUUGAGGAGCUUGUUCACAAGAUUCAAGUUCGAUGAUACGACAACCAGGGACAUCCUAGGUAGAUUCUACUUGAAUGAUUCAGCAGAUUCACAGCCAAAUGUUGCAAUGCAACUCGUUUGGUCUAUCACCAGUUCUGCAGAUGCCAAUGCAAGGAACGAACUUAAGUCACUAGUAAAGGGUCUUCUAAGUAAAAGCUCGGUCUAUGAGAAGAACCAUGUUGACCUCAGCAAGGAGGAUCUAUAUUCUGUUUGCCACUCGUGUCUCGCUUCUCUAGUUAGCCUAUUUGAGGGGAAAUCUGACGACAACCGUCAUGAACAAUCAUUGCCGAAGAAAGAUAUGAACAAGCCUUUGAUCGAACGCGUCGCAAGACAGGUUGAUAACAUCAACUGGUUGCUGGAAAUCAUGUUUGAUGGGCAAAUGGCGGAAGACUUUGUUGAUAUAUGGACCAAUCAGCAGCAGCUACUUAAAUUGCAUGAUGAUGCCUCUCCCAUGGUAAGAUACGAACUGAGUCGAGUGUCAGCAACAUUGUUUGUCGCCAUCGGCACCAGAAAACUACAAUGUCGGUUGGAAGCUAGGUCGGGGCUUCUUCAGGCGUGGUUCAAACCAAUGCUGUUGGACUUUGGGUGGCUGCAGAGAUGCAAAAAGGGGCUUGAUAUGAAGGCAUUGGAAGAGGCAAUGGGUCAGGCACUUCUUACUUUGCCCCUCAAGCAACAACACAUGCUGUUUAUGGAAUGGUUUCGGUAUUUCUCAAAGCAUGGUACUGAGUGUCCAAAUCUAAGUAAGGCAUUCCAGAUAUGGUGGCGCAGAUCAUUUUUAAGGGGCUCUGAGACUCAUGAAAUUGAAUCAAGGUAAAGAAAAAAAGAAUACUGAUGCUUGUGAUGUUUACUUCUGUCUACUCUGUAAAGAGUUGCAAUUAGGUGAGAAAUUCUAAGCUAUGUACACUGAAUAAAGUAGAUGAACUCUAUAUGAAUAUGAUCAUUGUAUUAGUUGAUUGAUGCCUAAAUAGUAUCGAAUUUUCUAGGAGGUUUUUGUAUUAUUUUUAAUUUAAUUUAUUAAUAUUUUCUUAAUGGCCUAGGUCCUAAUGAGGCCUCCAAGAAAUCCUCAUAAAAAAAGAAAACUCGUUGCUGUACCUUAGAAAGGUCUAUUCUUGUAGCACAUCUGUUGCCAUGGUCAUGCUAUUCUCGUUUGUUUAACUUUGUACAAA